Molecule: messenger RNA, 2455 nt
Organism: Rhopalosiphum maidis (corn leaf aphid)
Lineage: Eukaryota; Metazoa; Arthropoda; Insecta; Hemiptera; Aphididae
Gene: Atg7
Product: ubiquitin-like modifier-activating enzyme ATG7
Exons: 16
Coding region: 311-2338 (675 amino acids)
Biological process (GO): autophagosome assembly; C-terminal protein lipidation; cellular response to nitrogen starvation
Cellular component (GO): phagophore assembly site; cytoplasm
Molecular function (GO): Atg8 activating enzyme activity; Atg12 activating enzyme activity
Source: RefSeq, a predicted model, not a curated record
AAACAAACGAGCUUCUAGUCCGUUAUCAUCACAGACCUUGUAAAGUAACUUGUAUUAUUUAGUUGUAAGUUUGUAACACGGAAGACCGUGACUAUACAAUAUAAUAAUAUUUAUAGUUACUUUAUAGUUUGUAGCCUUUGUCUCUUACAUUUCUUUAAAGCGUAGAAUAUUUUCAAUCUAUGGCGGUGGCUGUGGUGUAUUGGAGUGGCUAAAUCGACGGGAAUGGUGUCUUCAUUUUCAAGAUGUAUUAAAAUUGUAUAGAAAAAAAAUGUUUAUAAAUGAGUAAAAUUUGUAUCAAUUAAUUUAUAAAAUGGAUAAUUUACCAGAAAUAAAUGAAGAAAAUGCAAAAACUUCAGUAAAAGAUGAAACAUUAUUGCGAUUUGAACCAUUGUCAUCUUGUCUUGAUCCUAAUUUUUGGUUCAAAGUCUGUCAAUUAAAAUUAGAAGUUGAUAAACUAGAUGAAGUCCAUAGACCGUUGGUUGGAUAUUAUACUUCAAAUAAUAAUCCAUAUAUAUCACUUGACUGUUCUUCCUUUAACCAAGAAGUUAAUGAUGAAACAUCUUUUAAAUGUAUUGCUCGUGGCUACUGUUUAAAUAAAAACACAAUAGAUUCAUUUAAAACAUGUGAUAAAAAUGAGUUGUUAAAAGGAUUUGGUGAACGGUUAUUAGAUGAUUUCCAAUCUGGUAGAGCUAUUGAAGACCCAUCCAUAAUUCCAACUUUUGAUGUAUUAAUGUUUACGGAUUUAAAACGAUAUAUUUUUUACUAUUGGUUUGCUUUUCCAUCAUUUUCCGGGCCAAAGUAUUGUCUAAAUGAUGCUCCUACUUCGCUUAAAAACAUAUUUUCUCCUACACAGUUUGAUUUAUUGGCUUUUGGAUUUAAAAAUCUAAAAAUUGACCAAAGAGGAUUUUUUGGAAUUGCACCCACAAAAGAAGGAAACCUUACUGUUAUGACUCUAAAAGAAUACAUAGAUUUACUCAAAAAUAAUACAGAAAAUGAUUCAGUAGGUUAUUUAGUGUUUGCUGAUCCAUCUGAUUUAUUAAAUAAUCCUGGAUGGCCAUUACGAAAUCUUCUGUAUUUAAUUUUAUUUCACUGUCCCUCUAUAAGAACUUCAGUGUUAAGAGUAAUAGCAUUACGAGGUUCUCCUACUACUAAAUUUUCAGCCAGCGUAUUAUUUAAUAUAAAACUAUCUUCUGAAAUGGUGAUUAAUCAAGAUGCUAUUAAAUUUGUGGGUUGGGAAAAAAAUUCUAAAGGAAUUUUCUGUCCCAAAUAUGUAGACCUAAGUAAAACCAUGGAUUCUACAAAACAAGCAAAAGCAUCUGUAGAUUUAAAUCUUAAGUUAAUGAAAUGGCGCAUUGCUCCUGAUUUAAACUUAGAUAUUGUUGCUCAAUCAAAAUGUUUAAUUAUUGGAGCUGGCACACUUGGUUGUUGUGUGGCUAGAAAUUUAAUGGCAUGGGGUGUUCAUAACAUAACAUUUAUUGAUAAUGGGAAAGUAUCAUAUUCAAAUCCAGUAAGGCAGUCAUUAUACAGGCAUUCUCAUUGUAUCAAUUCAAAUACUUACAAAGCGAUAGCUGCUGCUGAUGUAUUACGUGAAAUACAUCCAGAAAUUAAUAGUACUGGUAUAGUCAUGAGUAUUCCAAUGCCUGGCCACACAGCAAACAUUGAUGAUCAUAAAAAUGUAGAUUUAUUAUCCAAAUUAAUAGAAGAUAAUGAUGUUAUAUUUUUGUUAACUGAUUCUCGAGAAAGUCGUUGGUUACCUACCAUGUUAUCUACAUUGCACAAUAAGCUUGCCAUAACUGCGGCAUUAGGAUUUGAAUCAUAUUUAGUACUCAGACAUGGAGUUGAAGUACAAGAUGUUUCUUCUGUAGAAAAAAAAUUAGGCUGCUAUUUUUGUAAUGAUGUCACAGCACCUGGAAAUUCACUUGUAGAUAAGACACUUGACCAGCAAUGCACAGUUACCAGACCUGGUGUUUCCAACAUAGCAGGAGCUUUGGCUGUUGAGUUAUUUGUAUCGUACAUUCAAUUGAAGUAUAAUGUGUUGGCAAAUGCUAAAUGUUGUUUGGGGAUUGUACCACACUCCAUUAGAGGAUUUAUAUCUGAUUUUCAGCAGAUAAUACCAUUUACUUCAAGUUUUUUUCAAUGCAUUGCAUGUUCACCAACAGUCAUUAAUGACUUUUUGAAUAAAAAAGAAGAGUUUUUAAGCAAUGUAUUUACAAAUCCCAACUAUUUAGAAGAUUUAACUGGACUAACAAGUCUUAAAAAUGAAUUUGAAAACAUCCAAAUUUUUGAAAUGAAUGAUUCCGAUGUUGAAGAUUCUGGAACUUAUAGUGAACGGGUGUGAUAUUUUUUUAAAUUUAUAAACUUAUUUCGUUAUUUUGAUUAUUUAUUCAAGAAUUUAUAUUUUUAAUUUAAGAAAGUAAAAAAAAAAGUUAUUGUAAUUUUUCAAAAUUAAAUUGUA